This is a messenger RNA of Fomitopsis serialis, 1701 nucleotides long. Its product is annotated as WD40 repeat-like protein. The transcript has 3 exons. Gene Ontology annotation, molecular function: anaphase-promoting complex binding; ubiquitin ligase activator activity; protein binding. The record is from RefSeq and is a predicted model, not a curated record. The coding region runs from base 1 to 1701 and encodes 566 amino acids. Gene Ontology annotation, biological process: anaphase-promoting complex-dependent catabolic process; positive regulation of ubiquitin protein ligase activity; positive regulation of anaphase-promoting complex-dependent catabolic process. NCBI's taxonomy places the organism in Eukaryota, Fungi, Basidiomycota, Agaricomycetes, Polyporales, Fomitopsidaceae. Gene Ontology annotation, cellular component: anaphase-promoting complex.
AUGUCCGGUCUCCAGAACUCACCCUUUGGCAAACGCCUACGCGCCGCACAGAACGACGAGGACGCUCACCGACGGAACCGUCCUCGUGUCAACCAAAUCUUUGGAUCUGCGGCGGUGCCUGGGUCAACGCCCUCGCUCGAUUCGCGCCCGACGACGAGCGACAGUGGCGUGUUCGAGUCACCGGCGGACGCGCCCGGACCUUCAAGAGGACACGACUACGGCGACCGGUUCGUGCCAUCGCGCGACGCGGGGGACAUGCGCACAUCGUACCACCUCAUGGACGAGUCCCCGACAGCGACACCGUCAAAGAACCGCAUCAUACCGACGGAGUCCGACGCGCUCAAAGAGCAGGCCAACGCGAUCUUCACGUCCAUCCUUCACACGGAGGUUACUCCGUCGUCACCCGUGCGUUCUUCGUCCCCUACACGGCCGGCCACAAACGCGCCUCUGCCGUCUACGCCAACCCGCCGGCGACUGUUCAACUACAACUCACCCUCCCGUUCGAAUCCGGCCACACCGACGCGACGACUGGAUACGCCCGUCGACGAGGCUUACUCAAUCAGCCCUGUGCGCGCAGAAAGCCGGCAGCUCCUGGAAAGCCCUCGGCGACAGCUCCGGAGCGUGUGCAAGACUCCGUACCGCGUUCUGGAUGCGCCAGAACUUGCGGACGACUUCUAUCUGAACCUGGUUGAUUGGUCAAGCACAAACGUCCUGGGUGUGGGGUUAGGGUCGUGUGUGUAUCUUUGGACAGCGCACACGGCACAGGUGUCGAAGCUUUGCGACCUAUCGGAUUCGAACGACACUAUUAGCUCGGUAUCAUGGGUACAAAAGGGCUCCACCCUCGCAGUCGGUACACUAUCUGGUCGGCUCCGAAUUUACGACGCAAGCACCCUCCAACUCACUCGAACCUAUCAACAAGCGCAUACGCAGCGCAUCGGUGCCCUCUCUUGGAAUCAGCAUAUCCUCAGUUCUGGCUCACGCGACCGUAUGAUACACCAUCGAGAUGUCCGUGACCCAUCCGUCAAGCCGUUUAAACGCGCGCAGGGCCACCGACAAGAAGUGUGUGGCCUGCGGUGGAACAGCGAUGCCGGGCCGCAAAGCGCGCUCCUGGCGAGUGGCGGCAAUGACAACAAGGUGUGCAUAUGGGAUUUGCGUGGCGGGAAGCGACCGCAAGCGGGCGCGGCACCGAGGGCGAGCAGUGCGGGUGGUGCAAGCAGUGCUGGGGAAGAUGCGGGCGAGUCACCGCUAUGGAAGUUCCAUCAACACACGGCUGCGGUCAAGGCCCUUGCCUGGGAUCCGCACGUAUCUGGCGUCUUGGCCACAGGGGGAGGAACCGCAGACAAACAUAUUCGGUUUUGGAAUGUGUUUAACGGCAACAUGCUAAAUGAGCUGGACACCGGUAGCCAGGUUUGUAACCUCACCUGGUCGCUCAAUUACCACGAGCUUGUGUCCACGCAUGGAUUCUCCUCCACCACCGCUCAGCACCAGAUAUGCGUUUGGAAGUAUCCUUCACUUGACAUGGUUGCCUCUUUGACAGGGCAUACGUAUCGCGUACUGUACCUGGCGAUGAGUCCUGACGGCGAGACGAUUGUCACCGGCGCUGGUGACGAGACCCUGCGAUUUUGGAACGCCUUCCCCAAACGCGACAAUCAAGAGACCAAGCGCGAAAGCCGGCUCGACUAUGGUCGACUCAUCCGAUGA